This is a messenger RNA of Branchiostoma floridae (Florida lancelet), 986 nucleotides long. RefSeq lists its product as uncharacterized. The record is from RefSeq and is a predicted model, not a curated record. NCBI's taxonomy places the organism in Eukaryota, Metazoa, Chordata, Leptocardii, Amphioxiformes, Branchiostomatidae. Bases 58 to 555 code for a protein of 165 amino acids. The transcript has 3 exons.
CCCAAGUGACGUCGCGUCCGUAGUAACCUGCAUAGCAACGAAGCUCAGUGAACCAACAUGGCGGCCCCGAGUAUCUACAACGGAGCAUUCGGCGCGUUUAAGUACAACUAUAGCCGGCACGGGGCUAGCGGAGCGCCUGACAAGACUGUUUGGGUGACAAGGGCGUACGACCCAAACGAUUUGCGUAGCAAGUCGGUGCCUUCAAUGCCCGUGCCCCGGCACAAGCCGCUUCAGUUAGACCGGCUACCGGGGGCACCCCCGUACUGGGUCCAACCUAGCGAAGUGUCACUGAGAAAGGUCACGAGAGCCACCGAAGAAACCGCCCCUUACGUGUCCACCACCAGCACUCGGUGCGAGGAAUGGUCGACCCUGAGACAAAUGCUGCCGUCCCGGGGCAGACCUCUCCGUAACGGGCCUCCUGAUUGGGGCACGGCCAUGGCCGAUCCGCCAAACAUGACGUCAUCUCAACAGAGGAGAUUCCCGAUCAUCAACAGCUCAAUGACAAGAUUUGCAGAUGACAUGUUCCUGACCAACCGACUUUUCAAGCUUCAUUAACCAGGAUCCCUUGCGAGCAAAGACCGCAUGCGAAUGAGAUACCGUACCUGCCCGCUUGCUGCUAUGUACAUGUGUACUAAUAGACACUGAUUGCUGUUAAUAGUGUAAAUGUUUCAAAUAAGCUAAACUGACACUUAACAAAGACAUAUCUAGUGUGAUUAUAUGGUGUACGUUUUGAGUUUGGUCAUUCAAGUUAUCGUACAUAGAGAUACAUUAUUUUGUAGCAAAUAUAAAUACGUGCUUUAAACAUAAAUUGAGAUGUGUUUAUAUAUUUUAAAGUUUGAUUUGUACUUUGGUAAUCAAUUUGCAUAUUAGCCAUACAUGUACAUUAUGAAAACAAAGACGAUGUUUUGUUCUUGCUGUGUGAAGUCAUACAAAGAAUGCACUGAAAUAAAAUAAACCAACGACUUAACGUUGGUGUACGUAUCUUA